CGAGCCUGAGACAACGCCUCUUUCUCUCUCUUCUUUCUCUCUCUAAAACUCUCCUUCUCUCUCAGAGAGAGGAAGCAAAGGUGGCAUUUUUAUUUGAUUUUUUCAUCUCUUGGGAGUGAGGGAACGAUGGUUCUUCUCUGAUUUCUGGAUGAUUUCGUGAAAAUUUUGAUGUGAAUUGUGGAGGUGUCUAAUUCGGAAGCAAAUCUUGGAGGUGGUGUCUCUUGGAGCUGUGGAUUUGGUUAAUUUCAUUCCAUUUUGGGGAUUUUUUUUUUUUUCGUUUGUUUUCGAUUAGAAGGUAGUGCGGGAAAAGGAGAGAAUGGCAUCGGAGGGAGUGAUUUCGAUGAUGUCCGUGGUGGAGGACGUGCUCAAACAGCAAGGGAAGCGCCUCAAUGAUAUGGAUUUGGCGUGGAGGAAAGCAGAGGAAGCUGCUGCAAGAAGGAAUGAGGCUGCAGGGUGGUUGAGAAAAAUGGUCGGAGUUGUCACGGCAAAGGAUUUACCAGAGGAGCCUUCGGAGGAAGGAUUCCGACUCAGUCUCAGAAGUGGUAUGAUUUUGUGCAAUGCGCUGAAUAAGGUUGUACCAGGUGCCAUUCCUAAGGUUGUGGAAACUCCUGGUGAUGCUAUUGCUGUUCCAGAUGGUGCAGCUCUUUCUGCAUAUCAAUACUUUGAGAAUGUCAGGAAUUUUCUUGUUGCAGUAGAAGACUUGGGCAUUCCUACGUUUGAGGCCUCUGAUUUAGAACAGGGAGGGAAAAGUUCUCGGGUGGUUCAUUGUGUCCUGGCUUUAAAAUCUUACCAUGCAUGGAAGCAAAUGGGUGGAAUUGGUUUGUGGAAAUAUGGUGGGAAUUUGAAACCUACCGGGGGAAAAUACUUCAUGAGGAAGAACUCAGAAGCUUUCAUGAAUUCACUUUCUCGAACUCAAUCUGUAAAUGACAAGUCCUUUGAGCUGAAUUCAAAUGGAGACUUUCCAUUAGAAGCUUCUGAAAUGGGCUUACAGCCUACUGCACAUUCCCUGAGUUCACUUGUUCGUGCAGUUCUAUCAGAUAAGAAGCCAGAGGAAAUCCCACUGCUUGUAGAGUCCAUGUUGAGUAGAGUCAUGGAAGAAUUUGAUCUCCGCAUUGCAAAUCAAAAUGAGCUGGUGAAAACUACAAUGAAAGUUGCGGAGGCAGAUGCAGAUAACGAAAACAGAGAUAUUUCCUCUCUCAAGGCAGACGAGGAACUUCCAUUGUCUUCUAAUAUAAAGGUUGACAUUGAAGAUAGCAGUGGCACGCAUUUAAAAAAUGAGGUUGUUGGCACAAAUAUGGUAGAUGAAGAAACAUCAAGACUCGCUCUUUCAAAGCAACAUGCAAUUAUAGACAAUCAACAGCAAGAUAUUCAGGAACUAAGACAUGUUCUCCAUGCCACUAGAACUAAUAUGGAAUACUUGAAAAAGCAAUAUACUGAGGAGUUCAGUAAUCUAGGCAAGCAUUUGGCUGUCCUUUCACAUGCUGCUUCAGACCAUCAUAAAGUUCUUGAGGAGAACAGAAAGCUAUACAAUCAAGUGCAAGAUCUAAAAGGAAAUAUUCGGGUCUACUGCCGAGUAAGACCAUUUCUACCUGGUCAAUCAAGUAAUAUGAACACUAUUGGUCGGAUUGAUGACGGAAGUAUCACAAUUGUUACCCCUCUGAAAUACGGAAAGGAAGGUCGCAAGUCUUUCACCUUCAACAAAGUGUUUGGCCCGUCUGCAUCUCAAGAGGCGGUAUUUGCGGAUACACAACCUCUCAUUCGCUCUGUUCUUGAUGGCUACAAUGUGUGUAUAUUUGCAUAUGGUCAAACUGGAUCUGGAAAGACUCAUACCAUGAGUGGACCUAAAGAACUCAACAAACAAACUAUUGGUGUCAAUUAUAGGGCAUUGAACGAUCUGUUUCAUCUGUCAGAAGAGAGAAAGGACACGAUUCGGUAUGAAAUUGCUGUUCAGAUGAUCGAGAUUUAUAAUGAGCAAGUGAGAGAUCUGCUGGCAACUGAUGGUGUUAACAAAAGAUUAGAAAUUCGUAACAGUUCUCUGAAUGGUGUUAAUGUCCCUGAUGCAAACCUGGUUUCUGUUACUUCAACAUCAGAGGUCGUUGAUUUGAUGAAUCUCGGGCAAAGAAACCGAGUUGUUAGUGCAACAGCUUUGAAUGACCGGAGUAGUCGUUCACAUAGUUGCUUGACCAUUCAUGUUCAAGGAAGAGACAUGACAUCUGGAAAUAUUCUUCGGGGAUGCAUGCAUCUGGUUGAUUUGGCAGGCAGUGAAAGAGUUGAUAAAUCUGAGGUCAAAGGUGAUAGACUAAAGGAGGCUCAACAUAUAAAUAAAUCACUUUCAGCUCUGGGGGAUGUCAUUGCUUCCCUGGCUCAAAAGAAUUCUCAUGUUCCAUAUAGAAAUAGUAAACUGACACAAUUACUUCAAGACUCUCUGGGAGGACAAGCAAAGACACUGAUGUUUGUUCACAUAAGUCCUGAGGCAGAUGCUACAGGAGAGACUCUUAGUACCCUUAAAUUUGCCGAACGAGUUGCCUCUGUUGAACUAGGCGUCGCACGGGUAAACAAAGAAAGUGGAGAAAUCAAGGAACUCAAAGAGCAGAUCGUUAGUCUUAGAGCGGCGUUGGCAAGGAAAGAAGGAGAAACUGAAUACUUUCCUAGUACAAUGUCAAGCCCUGAUCGUUAUACAUUGAAGACCGGUGCAACAUCACCUUUGAUUCCAAAUCAUAGGCAGCCGAUGGAGGAAGUUGGGAACAUUGAGGUGCAGAGAAAUUCCAGUGUUUUGCAAAAAAGCUCAAGUUUUGAUCUGCAACAGUUAUUGGAAGCAACAGGAUCACAUCCCUGGUCAGAAAGCACUCCUAAUGCCGAAAUCGGCACCAGAGACUGGAUUGAUAAGUUCAUGUUCAAUAAGCCUGGAGCUGUACUCGAAAAUUAUGAUUCUCUUAGAGAUUGGGAAGGGGAUAAUGGUAACUUGCCCGAUAUAUUCUACCAAAGGUAUCAAUCAGAUAUGAAAGUCCACCCAGAGCAGCAAUACAACAGAAAUAUUACUGGAAGAAAAGAGAACGGAGAACAUGACUUACAAAGAAAUCGGUUUGACACUACAACUACCGAUGAUUCUGAUGAUUUGGAUGUCACUACAAGUGAUUCUUCAGAAGCUGAUGCACUAUGGCAGCAAUUCAAUCUUCCAAAGAUUAGUAGCACACCGAACAUGGUCGGGUCAAAACUCAGAAAACCUCAAGCAAGAUCAAUGAAGAGCCCUGAUAUAAGGACUCAAAGCCAUUCACACAUUCCAUCGCCAUCAAGGAAAUUGCCAAACCAACCACUAAACCGGAAUACAAGACUGCCUACUUUUGACAGUAAACGGAUUUUAUCAACUGGUAAAACAGGCAAAUAAGAGAUAAUCAACAUCAUAGUUUGAAGUUCUCUAUGGGAAUGCUAGAGAAGUUUCCUUCACAGGUUUACAAGUUGCAAUAAUCCCAAUUGCUUGUGUUUGUAUUUUUGGGUGAUGGUCUUGGACAGUGCUUAGUAUAAGUAGUCUUCUAAUUGCCCAUAUCCACUAUUAACACACCACCAAAGAAAGGAAAAGAGAAUUCACUAGAGAAAACAUUCAAAAAUCUAAAGUUGAUGGUUAAUUUGGUGAUUCAUUGCAUUUAAAGGUGAACAGCUUCAAUUCUGUACCAAUAAUCAUCAA
This is a messenger RNA of Dioscorea cayenensis subsp. rotundata (Guinea yam), 3682 nucleotides long. RefSeq names its product kinesin-like protein KIN-14F. Lineage: Eukaryota; Viridiplantae; Streptophyta; Magnoliopsida; Dioscoreales; Dioscoreaceae. Gene Ontology annotation, biological process: microtubule-based movement. The record is from RefSeq and is a predicted model, not a curated record. The transcript has 19 exons. Gene Ontology annotation, molecular function: microtubule motor activity; ATP binding; microtubule binding. The coding region runs from base 317 to 3385 and encodes 1022 amino acids.